Molecule: messenger RNA, 1353 nt
Organism: Aspergillus affinis
Lineage: Eukaryota; Fungi; Ascomycota; Eurotiomycetes; Eurotiales; Aspergillaceae
Exons: 1
Coding region: 1-1353 (450 amino acids)
Source: RefSeq, a predicted model, not a curated record
AUGUCCGCUUUUAACGACUCCUAUAACACUUCCAGCUCCAACGACACCUUCGGUCACAACUCUGGCUCUUUCAACAACCCCUCCAGCGGCUUUGGCGGUUCUCACACCGCUGGCCCUCACACCAGCAACGUCGCCAACGAGAUGGACCCUCGUGUCGACAGUGACCGAUCUUCUACCUUUGGUCACUCCUCGACGAACCCCUUGAACAGCACCUCUAGUUCCUACGGCGCCAACAACACUUACGGCUCUUCCUUUGGCGGUUCUCACACCGCUGGCCCGCACACAAGCAACGUCGCCAACGAGAUGGACCCCCGUGUCGACAGCGACCGAUCUUCCACCACCGGCCUUCACAACAGUCACCAGGGUUCCGUCCCCAAUGCUAGUGCCGGUGGCUUUGGCCAUGCUGGAAGCGCCUCUGGCUACGACCGUACCACUGGCCCUGCUUCUUCGACUGCCGGUCCUCACACCAGCAACGUCGCCAACGAAGUCGACCCUCGCGUCGAAAGCAACAUCAGCAGCGGUCGCAACUUCUCUACUCACGACCGAACGACCGGCCCUGCCUCCAACACCGCUGGUCCCCACAGCAGCAACGUCGCUAACGAGGCCGACCCCCGCGUGGACAGCGACCUCGACAGCACCGGCACUCGCAACAACAUCUCUAGCAACAGCCGCACCACCGGUCCCGCCUCUUCUACCGCUGGUCCUCACUCCAGCAACGUUGCCAACGAGGCCGACCCUCGCGUCGACAGCGACCUGAGCAACUCUCGUCACGCCUCCACCCACGACCGAACCACCGGCCCUGCCUCCUCCACCGCAGGCCCUCACUCCAGCAACGUUGCCAACGAGGCUGAUCCCCGCGUGGACAGCGACAUGAACAGUGCCCGCAACAGCAGCGCUGCUACCGGCACCGGCUCUAUCGGCGGCAGGAAGAUCAACCCCAACGAAACCCACAUCAACACCUCCCUUCCCAACGCCCUAGGCCGCGAAGGUAACAUCCGCGGCUCGAUCACCGGCCAGGCCAGCGAGGGUGUCGCCGGCGUGAUCCCCAUUGACGGCGCCGCCGGCCCAACAACCACCAAGAUCUUCGAGCCUCACGCUCACGCCAACGGUGGCGAUCCCGCUCGCUCGGGACCUCACUCCUCCGCCACCGCCAACAAGAUGGAUCCUCUCGUUGACAGCGACCGCGACAACCGUGCUCGCCACGAGGGCAUGGCUAGCAGCAGCUACAACACCCCUGGUAGCAGUCGCGCUUCUGCCACUGCUGGUCCCCAUGACAGCAACGUUGGAAACAAGAUGGACCCUACCGUUGAUUCCGAUAUGGAUGGUUCUCACGCGGGUGCCCAGCGUGUCUAA